Lobosporangium transversale is the source of this 1305-nucleotide messenger RNA. RefSeq lists its product as hypothetical. Lineage: Eukaryota; Fungi; Mortierellomycota; Mortierellomycetes; Mortierellales; Mortierellaceae. The transcript has a single exon. The record is from RefSeq and is a predicted model, not a curated record. Bases 212 to 1267 code for a protein of 351 amino acids.
GGUAUACGGACUUGAUUAAAGACGACUUUAAUAGAGUUAUCUCAGGGAUGAGCAUUCGGUAUCAAUCCUCUAGUAGUCGCUCCCCAGCCCCAAAGAAGUCGAAAGCAUUGAGAACGUCAAUGAUGGAAGACCUCCAGAGCUCGGUGCUCCGUGCAUCAGCUCCAAGAAGAAACGUAUUGGACGACCACGAGGAAGCAGGAAUAAGGCACCAAUGUUUUGGUCCAAAAUUGAGCUUUCGAUAAUUGGGACUCCUUGGGGGAUCAGUUACAAGAAAUUUGCAGCAACAAAUUCCUGUCCUCUGGAUACAACGCUCAUGAUUUGGUACCUUCUUCAUCGAUCUGCCGGUAUAGAACUCCCUAUGCAUGUGAGAGAUAAGCCAAGGAAUAUAAGUAAUACCAAGAAUGUUGACAAAUCCCUGACGAUAGGUGGCAUAUUUCAGAAUAUUGUGGCAGCAAUCACAAGAGGCGAGCAUCAUAGGGCAAGAUGGCUGUUUUGUAUAGAAUUGUUGAACAUGUCACCUGAAGGACAAGUGGAUUUGUUUGGGAGCAUCGAUAAAACAUUUCUCGAGCCACUGAAGGAUGUAUUCAGCAUUCAAUGGAGGAAUCGCACCACCUGCUCCUUCAAGCAUUGUCCGAAGGGAGAAAAAGAUGAAGAAGAAGAUGCCGUCACAAAGUACAUAGAGGGCGUUGCUCAAGGAUCAUCACUUACACAAGAUAUCAUUAGAAGUUUUGGUGUUAAUGAUACAAUAUCACCAUGCAAUCACAUCAUAAGCAGUAGUGAUGCUCAAAAAAUUGGGGCAGAAAAACUCGAAGUUCAGGAUAUCAUCGACAUCGAUGGAAGGAGUUCUUCUCCAGUGUACAGCUGUCCAGGGUUCAGGUCAACAAUGGAAAAAAGUAUAUUGAAGCUGCCUUAUAUGCUCUCGUUAACUUCUCAUGGCAGAUCAUUUGGACGUCUUUGUCCUCCUAUAACUUUGGAGGUCAACGAUGUGGAGUAUCGGCUUGGCGCCGUUAUUUUUUUUUGGGAGGAAGUCACUUUACAUCUACUAUAUUUACUAAAGGCAAGGCACUGCAUUAUAACGGGAUGGCAGCCAACAAGUUGGAGUGGGUGGAUUUACCUAAUAUUUCGCCAAACUAUUUAUCUGCUGAGAUCUCUCAUAUUUGGUACUACAAGGUUGAAGCAACUGUCUCUGGUGAUUCAUACGAGCUUGGGACUGACUCAUGUUCCCAAGAUUCAGAUAGUUCCGAAGCCACUCGAGAGGAGGAAGUAGAGCAGAGUUGGCAAGAUAAUUUGAGAGAAAGUGAAUGU